GUGCGCCUGGUGUCACACAUAAUGUCUUCCCCUUCCCCAUUGCGUUACAACCGGUUACAACAUCCCCAUCAAUAUGGCCAGCGUGAUGUGUGCCAGACUUCUCCAGAGAUCAGCACGGGGAUUUAAUUUAUCCACACGGACAACCACUGCUUUUUCAAGUCCCUUCCAGUGUCGGGCCCACCGGCUGGGCCCCGGCGAUGACGAGCUGUACCAGCGCACCACGGUGUCAAUCAUGCAGAAGGAGCCUGGCGCCUCCAUUAUGAUCCACGGCUACAGCACCAGAGGGUUCAACAUAGACGACAACAAGGUGUACGGGCCCUGUGCUCUGCUGCCGCCCGCCAUCCUGCAGUGGAACGUUGGCGGCCACGAAGACAUCUCUGAGGAAAGCGUCUCCCUCUUCCACCUGCUUGAACCAAGGAUAGAGAUGCUGAUACUGGGAACAGGUUCUCGAACGGAAAGAAUCAACCCUAAAGUCCUCGCCUUGCUGAAGAAGAAAGGCAUCGCUGUGGAGGUCCAAGACACGGCAAACGCUUGCGCCACCUUCAACUUCAUGAUGAGCGAGGGUCGGCUGGUGGCCGCGGGUCUGAUCCCGCCGUCCGUCAGCAAAGCUCUGGAAGUACAGGAGGAGUAGCGACCAAAAAUGACGGAUUCAUCACAGAUCUUCUCAGAGGGGUUCAAACCAAUGACCGUCCCUUGCUGUAUCGGAAACCGUUCCGUGACGACCACUUCCAGGGGCCGAGGAAUACAACAUCAUAUUCUGCAUUCAUUAUUACAAACAAGGCUGUCUACAUGUAGUCCUCCUGAAUAUCAGUUGAUGUGUGUAAAUUAAAUUUAAAAUCAUCUGUGACAUCUGAGUUUAGAUGUUACAAUGUUGAUUCUGUAUAGUUGGCUUCUCUUAAGUAAGGACUACAAAUGUGUACAUGAGUAGUUCUGUUUUAUGUGUGGUGCUGUCAUGUGAAACAACCACAUGUGAAUUAAUCUUAUUUGUAAGAGGAUCACUGUGUUUCAGGGAAGUGUGUUCGAAUAUAUUUGAGUAUAUUAUUUACUGUGUAUAUUUAUAAAAUAAGACUGACAACAA
Gadus macrocephalus (Pacific cod) is the source of this 1078-nucleotide messenger RNA. It is a transcript of the gene ndufaf3, whose product is annotated as NADH:ubiquinone oxidoreductase complex assembly factor. The record is from RefSeq and is a predicted model, not a curated record. Bases 74 to 631 code for a protein of 185 amino acids. Gene Ontology annotation, cellular component: mitochondrial inner membrane. NCBI's taxonomy places the organism in Eukaryota, Metazoa, Chordata, Actinopteri, Gadiformes, Gadidae. Gene Ontology annotation, biological process: mitochondrial respiratory chain complex I assembly. The transcript is spliced from 5 exons.